Struthio camelus australis is the source of this 8921-nucleotide messenger RNA. The record is from RefSeq and is a predicted model, not a curated record. Lineage: Eukaryota; Metazoa; Chordata; Aves; Struthioniformes; Struthionidae.
GGGUAAUGUGAUCUAGGUGAGCCUGCUUGAGCCAGGGGGGUUGGACUAGAUGAUCUCCAGAGGUCCCUUCCAACCUUGGCCAUUCUGUGAUUCUGUGAGGCAACUUCCAUAGUCAACAUCUUGUAGGCGUUGACCACUUUGCAGGCAUAACACAUUCCUGAUCCUAGAAAUUUGUGGGAAUGGUGUGUUUGCUAACCUUAGUGCAUAUCUUAGCUUAAAUAGAAAGAGUAAAGUGACUUGUAGGGGAAAGUGCUUCAGCACUAAUGAGGAGACUCAUCAUAAAAGUUGGACUGUGCUGAAUGUACCUAAAAGAGGUUCGCAGCUAAAUAUCUGAUCAAGCAUGUGAUACCAUGCGUUUUAUAAUGCAAAGUUAAAUGAGAUGGUUCAUAUAAUUGUCAUAAUUACAGCAUGCUUGAGGUGAUUAAAAAGUGAAGUUGAUUUACUAAAGAGUGAGAGCAGCAAAAUCAAGGUGGGAGAUUAUAAAGAAGAGCGAAAAAGUAGACCUCGGCAGAGCCAAACAGUGGUACAGACUUCUAAUGGGAGGAUGGUCUUAAGGUAUCCCACUUUGCAGUACACAAACUAUUAGUGGUACAAAGUGGCAUGUGGUGCCGGAGCUGGCAGUGCCAGUGAUACCUGCUGUUACAGCUCAUACCAAUGAUGGGACCAAGCCAGAAAAAUUGGGGAACUCCUGGUCAAAGAGAGAGAAGAUAGAGAAGGGCUGUGGGAAGAGACCAGUCAGGAGCAGCUGCACCAAGGACAGGGUGAAAGUCCAGGAGGUGAGCAGCGUGGCUGCGUUCGGUCUGCCUUAACCAGGGUAGUUGCAAACUUUGGGGGAAUUGACGGCGUUCAAGUGUCUGCACCAAGUGCUAGUAAAAUUUUAAGAUGAAAAAAAAUAGAAGGAAAAAGAAAUCUUAUUAGCUCUACAAGUCUGUACUAGUAAGUGGUUCAAAAGCCAUUUGUUGUCCUCCUGGGUUGGCUUUGGAAGACGCUGCCUGGUGGGGCCAACCCGGACGUUGUGUGAAGAUGGAUGAGCCAAAGGAGGAUCGUCUUUUUGAGACACCCGUGUUGCAUGGCCUAGGCUGGUCCUGAUGAUUUACAUCCAGCACCGGCAGGAACCCUGAACCAAAAUGGGGAGCGGGUGGCUGCUGGGAGCACACGGGCCAUGUGUCCGCUCUUAAAGCACGUCCACUCAGGCUGUCUUUGGCCAAAUGCUCUGCAGAACGGAACACGUUGAGACGUUUGCUGGCGUGAUCGGGGAGGAAAGGUUGAAGAACUGGCUUUGUCCAAGAAAUGCUCUCGGAGAGAGGACGGCUCCUGCGCAGCCGCAGAGAUUGACCUUCAUUGCAGACUGGUAUUAAGAGCUGCGAAGAUGACUGUUUUUCUCCCUUGCUCUCAGAGAAGGAAAUUGCCUGGAUGUGCUGCACACUCCCUCCUGGAGGGUUUUGGAGCAUGGAUAACGCCCGUUCCGUGGGCCGUGCCGGUUCCUUGAGGUCUGCUCCAGCCCUUGGCCGCACCACCUGCCAGCUCUGCUAGCUCACAGCGCGGGGGUGGUGGUGGUGGCAUGUCCAGGCUGCUCAGAGGGAAACAGCCACUUUCGCUUUUGCUUCUGUUUCAGGCACUUUCACUUUCGCCUCCUUGGAGCCUGCCCAGAGCCUGCAACAGCCUCAUGCUCCCUCGGGGAUGCGCAAAGUGAAGAUGUCUGGAUUUUGUCUGUGUUUCUGUUUGCAUCUGAAGUCAGAAGAGUCAAGUUCCCUUUUGCAGACAGCGGUUUCAGUGCUGCAGAGCUCCUACUUGGACGGUACAUCUCGGGACGGUUUUCAAUACAGCCAAGCAAUUCUAGUGGAAAACGAUGUUUUUCUAAACGAGCUCAAAGCUUUUGCCCAGGCCAAGGAAGCUGCUGGGUACAGCCAGGAGGAGCUGGAGGAGACCUUUGCGUUUCUCCUGUUUGAUAACGAAGAAGAGGCAAAAGAGGUGUGCCAGACAGGCCUCCGCAUAAACACCAGUUCUAUUUCCACGCUUGGUGACCCAGCAAAAGGCGUUUACGUUUCCAGGUAUGCAGACUAUCUUCAUCCGAGACCCUGGUAUCAUGGGAAAUCAGGCUAUAUUGUCAUUUUUAAGCUAAUUAAGGGAAAGGUCAAGGCAGUAUGUGAGAAUUACACAACCAGCUAUACCUGCCCAUCUCCCGGCUACGACUGUCACGUGAGCAGAAACAACGUAUCCUCGAAGACCAGCCACUUCCAGGCCUUCGAGCUGAGCCAGUAUUAUGUGUAUGAAGUGUCUGAUGGCAGCAUUGCAGAGCGCCCCAGGCAGAUCUGCCCAUACAUAGUCAUCGCCUGUCAGUACAGGGAGCCGAAGGGGAUGCCCGUCUUAACGAGAGAGAGCCUACCUGAACUUAAUCACAAAGGGAGGGGGCAGCUCUCCAUCCGGGGCCAGCUCUUGUGCAAUAUCGCGCUGCGGACUCCGUACGGCUCCACAAUUCCAGCCCAGUUACCUCCCAACCUGGACAUUAACCACGUCAUGGGUUUAUCCGACUUGAAGAAAAAGCUACCAGAAGCUGCAUUUGGGAAAAGCAAUUAUGUCGAGAAUGAAGUGUGUUUUCAAGGCAUUUACUUCAGUCUGUAUGAGGUGGAAAUAUCAAAUAAGGAUCAAGAUAAAAUGAAUGAAUUGUUACAAAACCUAAAGGAAAAAGACUUGGCAAUCAUCAAAUAUUUACGCGAUCAAGGAGUUCUUAUCCUCCUCACGUCCGCUGCCUUGACACGAGACGAUGCGUUCGACCCCGAGGAGCCCGUCUGCCUCCUGGCCUUGUUUCUGUUCACCUCAUCCCGGUCGGUGUGUCUGAGAGUUGACAAGCAAGAUCCAAAAGCGGAAAAGGAAGACAGUGACAUCUCUCUGAAAAUAGCCUCAGUUUUGCCUGGACUUCAGUAUGCCUUACAGAAAGCCACCAAUUCUUCAUGCGAGGAUACCGUCAACACCAGCAUACAUAUCAAAAAGCACUUCCAAGAAUUUGCAAAGCUCGAUCAAAAUGCACAGCCCACCUUUGGCCAAAACAACCGAGUUCCCCUUUCUUCCCUCCUAUCGCCAGCCGAGGAUGAAUGUACUAAUCCCUUUAAAAAAUGCUCGGAGCAGUCUUUUUCCCAGCUGCAGCGUUAUCUCUCCAAUCCCAGCAGCUAUACCCUGGAAAUGUCAGCUGCCUUAGGAUGUUUGGCUGGUGCUGUUCAGUCCCUUUGCUGCAACUCGGAGGCUGUUUGUAAUGUGGACGUCUCUUUAGUUGUGCCACCGGACCCUAUUCCUCCCAGCACAGCAGCAGAGAUAAAGGUCAAAAGGGAAAACCCAGAGCCCGCUGCAGGACUGAAUCAGGGCAGCGAAGGGACCACGGCAGAGGUCAGUUCAGCUGGCAGGCCACGGGUGCAGCAGAGCAAGAGGAAAUCCAGCCAAGCCAUCGUGACCAGCACCAGGAAGAAAUGGUCCCCCCUCAAGAUGCAAAUGCAUCCUGUGGGGGACAGCAGCAGAAACAGGAAAGCAACCAAGAAGAAAAAAAUCAACAUCCCUUUCUCUUUUCCUAAAAAGCCGGGGCUCACAGCCAAUUCCAAUGAGCCCAUGCUCAAAUUAGCCAAUUUGCAGUUUCCGCACAGAAGGAAAAGAGGUGCAGAGGUCCUGUCUGCAGAAUUUGUGCACAAAACACAGUCUGAACCUGUCCAGAAGGGAACCUCAGCUCUUGACAAUCCUGGCACGGAAACAAAGAGACCAAAGAUGCUGAAGAAACCAGAUGUGAAGAAGGUUCCUAGUGCUCAGACAGCCACAAAGCCAGGGAAGAGUAAGAUGAUAAGAAGUGUGGCUAACAGCCUGUCGAAGCCUCAAGCCAAAAAGCAAGCAGAAAGCGAAGGGAAGGAGCCGUUCUCCAUCCUCCCGAGCAACGUCCCUUGCAAAAGCCAAGGAGCAGCAAGCGAAACGAGUGAGAUUUACCCCGGCGAUGUCGCUGCUGAGGAUAUCGAUCUGCAAGGAAACAACUACGAGUCCCACGCCUUGAACUUGCUGGCUGAUCUGGCCUUGGGUUCUUGUAUUCCUCCCCUCAUCCCCACGAACAGCGGCACGGCCGCCUUGUCCUGCAGCCCCUCGAAGGAACAGCGAAGCCAUCGCAAGCAUAAGGCCUCGCGCGUUGCUUUCGACCACGAAUAUCACCGGGUGGACAAGCUUGCCAAGGAGGGCGCCUCUCCUAGCAGAGCGUCCCCUAACCAUAAGCUUCCUCCUGCUGGAAAAACGGAUUUAAAAAAAGACUCGGCCCCUACUCCCAGGGAGAAAAGCCCGGGGAUUCCCAGCAAGAAGGAUAGCCUGAGCCCCAACUCUGCAAAAACCUGUGCGUUGUCUCCGAAAGAGGCUCAAGAGCCCGUCGAGGUGAACAAGCACUCCUUCAUCUCCUCCGAGCACUCGUACGCCUCACCGAUGCCCGAGCACCCAAGGAAACACACGCAUCCCAGAGGAGUCCCAUACCCCGGGCCGGCACCCUCCAGAAACGGAGCCAGGAGCGCCCACCCGGGGCCACUGGUGGGGAAAGUCCUACCUUUCCGCCACCAGCAGAACAGCACCCACCACCCGCAGCAGCCCUUCGAGGCCGUGGUGGCGAGGCACCGCAGCGGCGCGCUCUCCCCCCGGCAGAAGGAGGACUUUGCCAGGUCUCACACGGUGAACAGAUGCGGCGAGUCCAUGAAGGUGACUUGCCAGUGGGAAGCAGAGUAUCUCUUCAAUUUGGACAGCAGGUACACCAACGACGCCCUGGAGAAAACCGUCAUCCGCGCCUUGCAUGGGCCCUGGGACCCCGAUUUGCCUGAUGACGUGGAAGAAAUGAAGCUCAUACUUCAUAUGUGGGUGGCUCUGUUCUACAGCAAACCCAGCAAACUCCUGAGCAGCACAAGGAAGGUGGUGGAGCACAGCAACCCCAAGAAGUACGUCUCGAUAAACAGCACCAGGGACUUUUUUGAGUUGAGUGAUGACAGUGAGGAUGGUUUCGGGUUGGAGAUGUGUCCUGCAGACUUGCGGUCAGGCCCUGACCAGACCCCCAGCAGCUUUCCUGAGCCCAGCAUGCGUUACCAGGGAACUUUCCACCCAGAAAAGGGCCCUGAAGACUCUCAAGCGGACACAGAUAGGACUCAUGGCGUUGUCGAUAGUACAGCAUCUUCUUCUUCAGGGGAGCUGCCCUCCGGGGAGGAGCUGUCCUCCACGAGCUGUCCCGAAAGCCCUUCCCUCACUGAAUGUGCUGAUCAGAGCAACAUGGCCAUGGAAGACGGGCAGCCGGCAAUCACUCUCGGGGAGCGCGUGCACGCCGCCUCGAGCAUCGCUCCGGAGGAGCCGCCGAGAGAGGGACUGCUGGACGCUACAAUCACCCCCGGCCUCGCAGACGAGCUCGGCGACACCAGCAGGCCCUCGGCUGCACCGGUCAGGGAAAACCCACACAAUCGAGUCCUUAAUGUCAGUAGAGAUCCCCGGAGCAGUACCCUGUGCGCACCGCACGGACGUGGAGAGCAGCUGGAGAGCGGGUGCCCUGGCCCUCCCAGGAAAAGGGGCAGCGCGGGAGACGUCAGGUGCUGCGCGGAUGUUAGAGAAGGCAGCUGGGCUGCCAGCGACGGACCGCAACAUGCCUGCGGUUCGUUGCCUUUAGAAGUGAGUCCCAAAAGUGCAAAGCUGGACCGACCUGGCGGUGAGGGGAGGGAAUCACAAAACCCCUUAGGACAUCCGGAAAGAGAGAAGGAAGAGAUGGAGGAGAAAAAAAUAGAGGAGGAGGACUCUGAAUAUGAAAGCAAGGUCCAGGCGCGUAUUGAUUUAUCAUUUUCUGAAGGCAGCAAUGCAGACCUGGAGCACGAAGACAGGAAGCUGACCCCAGUGAAUUCAGCACGUCCAGAGGAUCCUGCCGUUCCUGGAGAGGGCCCCAUGCUCAGCCCCACUGCCUUAGCAUCCCCCUGCCAGUGCGGAUUAAUGCCAGUGCCGUCAGCUGCAACCCUUCCUGGCAAAACAGCCCCGAGCCCAUGUGCGCUGCAAGAACCCCAGGAGGCUCUGGACACUCCAGGUGUGGAGACAAGCGGUGUCGAUUUGGUGCACAAAGCCAGUCCAUCCGACGUGGGGUCAUCCUGUGACAGUGGGUUAAUGCUGAGGUUAUCGCCUGGUCCAAACCUUAUCCGUGGGGCACCGGCCGUCGGCGUCCCAGCGGCUGCAGUUAUGGGCAGCGUUGGACUCGCCGGAGAGAUGCGCGGGGCCGGUUUGGAGCAGAGCGACGAGGAUUGCGCGCCCUCUGCAGAAACGCGGGUGCCUGCUGAGAGCGCAGCUGCCGGCACAGCCGGCCUUGAGUCUCCGUGCGGCCAGGGACCCAUCCUAGCGUUGUCCGCUGCCUCCGGCCCCGUCCACCUCGCGCCUCUCGAUAGAGCAACAGAUCUGAGGGCUCCUCUGGAGAACCAGGCGGCCACGGCAGACGUCCCGUCUCCACCACGAAGCAGCCCAGGAAGGGGCGACUGCCUUUCCCAAAGGUGCAGAGGGGACCUUUGUGCUGAUCUCGCUUCGCUUCGCGCCGAUGGCUCAAACCAAGAAGGGAACGAGCUGCCGGUGGACGAAGAGCGUAGUGGCUCUUCUGUCAGCCGGACAGAGAUGCUGGGCGAAUCCACAGCAGCAGGCCAGGGCCAGGGCUUCGCCUUCGACUGCAAAGCCCCGGCCGUCCCCCCGGCAGCAGCCGGCUCCCUCCAGCCUGGCUGUGCAGGACAGGCGGAAAAAGGCACGGGACCGUGUGCCGGGGAGCUGCUGGGGAGCUCUACUGCGAAGGCACCUGGGCCUGGCGACCCGGGAUCAGCGCCUCCUCCUCUCCCUCAGCACGGCCUCAAGGCAGGUCCGUGCAGCCCAGAGCUGAACCCGGUCCCCAGAGCGCGAACGGAGACACGAUGCCCCACCGUGGAUCCGGCCUCCGCUCCGGAUGGUGCCCCAAGGUCUUGCUACGUGGCCCAGGUGCAACCCAGCGCCUGUGCAGGGUGCGAGAGCCCUGGGGUCUGCGCGGACGCGGUAGGGAGCUGCGAGGAGGGACCUGUCCUGCGUAAGGAGGUGGACGGAGGAAGCUGCGUCUCUCUUGCCAGCCCGGCAUCUUUUUCAGCGGGGGAAACAUUUGUGCCGCUGAGGGAGCCCAGCGCCGCGCGGCACCGGAGCAAGUUCGGGGCGGAGGAUGCCAGCGCAUUUGCUGAUGUGCAUCGUGCUGUCUCGGAGGGGGGAGAGGGAGAAAUCCCCGUUCCCCCCUUUCCGGCGUCGCUGCUGUGUGUGCGCCGGGAGUCUGGGCAGAGCCUGGAGCACAGCGACACCAGGGAUAUUUCGGAUGCGCUCCUGAGGGCGAACCAUUUCCCCAGCAGAGAGAGACGUGCGGGCUUGAGCUACAAAAACCUGUCGUACGAGUCUUCCUCCGGCGACUCGGACCAGGAACACUUCAGAGGGACCGUGAGCCCCCUGCUUAAAUCCAGGGAUUCCUCCAGCACGAAAUCCACAGGUGCCACGGACACCGGGACCGACUGCGACUCCUCCUCCGUGAGCUUGGAGCAGAUGGACGGGUGCAGCGAGGGCUGGAGUUCCCCGGGAGCGGAGGAGGGCUGGUGGCGGGCUGAGCCCGGCGUGCCGCAGCACGGCUGGCCCCUCGGGCUGGGGGAAGGCGACAGCAGGCACGUGCCACCUUACGUCAAUAUUACGGACGACCGGGGGAUCCUCAGGGAUUACCUGAACUUCACCGUCACCAGAAAAUGCGGGGACGGGGCGGGAAUUUUGCAGGCUGCCGAGAGAUGCAGCUGUUACGCGGGGCAGUCGCAUUUGCUGCGGUCACUGGUGGAGACGUGGAGGGGUUUCGAGGAGGUCACCCAGGACACUUUGGACAUGGAGUGCCUCCGUUUCCAUUAUAAGCUAAAAGAGAUCCUGAGGAGCAGGAAACCACCUUUUUCUACCUCCGAGAGCAUCUUUCCAAAAGACUUUCCUCCCCAGGUAACGGCUGAGCCGUGUCCUGGCAGAGAGGCGCCCGCCCCGCUCUCCCCGCGCAGCAGGAGCCCUUUGCAGGUGACGCUGCUGCCUUCGGACAUGAGGCCGGACCUUUUCUUCGCGAGGGUGAAGACCUUGCUGAAGAAAGACGGCCACACGGAGAUCGAACCUCUCAGCUUCUGCAAAGCCAAGCACCUGGACACCGACCGGCUCCUUGUCGUGAUCAGGAACGAGGACAUAUCUUCGCACAUCCACAAGGUCCCGUGUUUGCUGAGGCUAAAGCACUGCCCGAACGUGGUGUUCGCCGGGGUGGACAGCCCCGAAGACUUAACGGGUCACACGUACCAGGAGCUGUUUCAUACCGGCGGCUUCGUGGUCUCGGACGACGAGGUGUUGGAAACGGUAACGCUGGGGCAACUGAAAGAGGUGGUGAAAGUGCUGGAGAAGCUGAACGGCAGCGGCAAGUGGAAGUGGCUCCUUCACUACAAGGAGAGCAAAAAGCUCAGAGAAGACCUAAGGGUGGACGCCAACGCCCAUAAGAAGAACUUGAUCCUGAAGUCGUGCCAAGGAGCCGAUCUCAUCGAGGUGCUGCACUACCACUCGUGCGACUCCAGGUCGUCCCCGAAAUCCGAGUACGUGAAGUGCUUGCUGAACCUGCAGGUGCAGCACAUCAGCGCCAGGUUCGCCAUCUAUCUCACAGAAAAGCCCAGUGUCAGCAGGGAGGUCUUUGAAAGCCAAGGCAUCCUCGUGGCCGACGUCAACACCUUCCUCGGGACCGUGCAGAAAGUGGCUGCCCCGUUCAGAAGAAGUUACUGGUAAGGGAAGAGCUGGCAAUCGACCCCUUGGCCCCAGAAAGCCAACAGCACCCGGGCUGCAAAUUGCCGAGGUCCAGAAAUGACGCUGGACCAACGAGGCUGCAAACAGGCAGCGGGGCAGGG